UGACAUGAAGAGGGCUCUCUUUCAAUAGCUCUCCCACUCAUGUUACUAUUUGAAGACACUCAGUGCUUAGGAGUAAUGGAGUGUUGAAAAAGUGCUUCUUAUUUGUGUCUUAGAGAAAAAUGGGAAACUCGUACGCAGGGCAACUGAAGACCACCCGUUUUGAGGAGGUUUUGCACAGCUCCAUAGAGGCGUCCCUCCGCUCCAACAAUGUGAUCCCCAGACCCGUCUUUACCCAACUGUACCUGGAGGCUGAGAAAUCCCCUUCUCAGGAAGCUGGAAAAGCAGAAAAGGGGGAAGAGGAGGAGGAAGAAGGUGCUGAGUCCAACAGUCCACCCCCGCCCUACCACAUGAAGCCUGCUCCAGAAGGCCGCUGUGCUACAGAUGGGUUCUGUCAGUCAGGAAAAGACCUACGUCUGGCUUUCAUUGCUAGCAACUUACUGGAGGUCCCACCAGGGUUCCUGCUGGUGGGUGCUAGAUCUCCCACUUUGCCAGAUCACAUCUUGGUGUGCUCGGUCGACCGCACCUUCCUUCCAGAUGAGAGAGGUCGGAACGCACUUUUAGGGUUCUCUGGAAACUGUGUGGGUUGUGGGGAGAAGGGAUUUCGCUACUUCACUGAGUUCUGCAACCACAUCAACCUGAAGCUCACCACACAGCCCAAGAAGCAGAAGCACUUACAAUAUUACCUCUACAGAAAUGCUCAGGGGAUGCUGGUCAGGGGGCCCCUCAUCUGCUGGAGAGGAGACAGCAGAUCAAAACCAAGUGCCUCUAGCCCUGGUGUGGGUCACUUGUCUUCAGAUCCUCCCCUGCCCCUGGAGCCAACAUCAGCCACAGGCCAGUACACAGCAGGCAUCUCUACAGAUUCAUUGGCUUCCUCUUAUGCACAAGGUGCCUCCCCUGCCUCCAUGACCAAUGGCAGGGACCACCCCAUGCCCCAGCAGCCCUCACACCAGUCUGGCCUGAUGUCACAGGGCCUGUGCCGGCCCUCUAUCACAGAUUUUGAGACCCAAACAUGUGUUUCCCAGUGCUCCUCAUUCCUGCCACAAGGGGUGUCUGUAACAGUGCCUGAUCAUCUACUUCAUACCUGCAGACUCCAGCCUGUUAUUUUUAAAGGCCAUGGCAGUUUGCCGCCCUUGUGUGGGAACGUGGGUGAGGUGAGGGUGAGCUCCCUGCUGCAGUCUUGCUACAAGAGCUACCAGGCUCUGCCUCGUGUGUAUGAACAGUACAGAGCUUCCCCCAUCCAGCCCCUCUCCACAGAGAUGCAGAUCCUGCUGACCGUCUACUACCUGGUGCAGCUUGGCUCAGAUCAGGUUCCACUGAUUGAUGACCUGGAGCAGAUCUUUGUGCGUUCCUGGCGUGAGGCAAACCUUCCGGAGAUCCGGCAGUGUCAGCAGCCCCUCCCCCCUGGCCCCACCCAGCCAGUCAGCCCCACCCAGCUGCCCUGGCUUGCCAAACUGGCCACCAGCUCCUCUGGGGACAGUGUUUUGAUUCUGGAUGCGCCUGUCUCAUUAGCCGAAGGGCUGAAUGAGACCUUCCGUAGUCUGAUGGAAGGGAAGCUGGCCCGCACUAACUAUGUGGUCAUCAUCUGCACAUUCAAAGGUGGCAACACUGAGUCCUGUGUUGUGGUGACUGGACGUUGCCAGGCCCGGGCUUUGGCUGAGAGCAUGCUCACCCCAGGUGACUGUGCUAAUGAGAUCAGUUACGAGCUGGCAGCUGGGAAGACAGGAGAGCUGGGGGCUCUCCUCCGAUCUUUGGGUCCAGAUGGUGACAUGGAUGCCUUACUGGAGAAAUUCAGGUCAGAAAAGAAUGUCCGUUUGCCACUGUCCAGCAGCCUGGAGCCCUCACAAGAGAACACCAAAGCUACUUGUUCUGAGUUCCUGACAGCAUGGCAUGACAUCCGGCCUGUCCAACUGGCAGUAGCCAGGAAGCUGCUGUCCCAUGUGUGUGCCAUCGCUGACUCCAGCACCCAGAACCUGGACCUAGGCUCCUUUGACAAGGUGGAGUUCCGCAUCUUUACCCCACCUUCUGAGGCCACAUUUCAGCAGAUCGUCUUGCACCUAUGGAACUCAGGCAUACUGAGGGAGCUGUGUCUGGAUAAAGAAUGCCUGUCUCAGAAAGAGGCUGAGCAGUUUGUAGUUAAGCUGGACCCAAAUGCCCAGGGAAAAAUCAACGAGUUCAUUCAAAGUUCUAAGAGGAACCCCUACACUCUGUUCAUCCUGGUUCAUGACCAUGCCCAUUGGGAUAUUAACAGGUCCACCAGGGCAUUCCAUGGGGGGAAACCCAGUACUGGGGUGGUGGACAGUCUGCUGAACUGCACAGAGGUUCAGGAUGCCCCAAACAUCCUCACACUCCAUGUCACCUCGUGUCCCUAUGCUCUCCAGACACAGUGCACCCGCAUCAGCCCCUACAAUGAGAUCCACUGGCCAUCUGCAUCCAACCUUGACGUGGAUAUGUACCACGAGAAGACCAAAUACUUUGGGGUGUCAGAGUUUUUGGAAUCAAUGCACUUAGGGAACGGGCAACCCCUACUUCGAUAUGAUGGCUCCUUCGAGAGCAUGGCUACAGCAUUAGGGGAGAGGUUCCCCAGGUUGCACAGUGCGGUGAUCCGGACCUACAUCCUCAUACGGCACUACACACUGGCACUGAUGGCAGUGUCAGGUCAGACCCAGCUGCAGAAGUACACAUCAGCUGAAACACUGGAGAUUGUGCGGGGUUUAGUAACCUCAGCUCGCUGCUGCCCCAGUCGUCAUGGUCACAUGGUGCUGAUCCGUGUGCCUUCCCCUUCAUUGGCUUCCAUGGCCUAUCAGCGCCUGCGGCAGGCCAGGGAGAGCACAGGGCUGCAGGACCUCUUUGAGAUUGUCCUGGGCGACCCCGGAUCUGCCCUGUCUGUGGGCGAGCCCUUCCUCAGCCAACUCAAGGUGUGGUUAAAGAUCCAGAAUGCUGACUGGUCGCCACAUACCUACCUGGAGCUGGAGGCCCUGCCCUGUAUUGUCAUUUUCACUGGACUGGACCCACAGGGAGAGUCACUGCCCAGGUCUUUGAAGUACUGCGACCUGCGUUUGAGCAGCCCCUCCAACCUACUGCGCACAGACCUAGAGCAGGAGCUGGGGUUGGCCUGCUAUCUGGUGGCGGCUGAGCCUCGUAAUAAUCAAGCAGCCAUCAGUGACCUUUCUGAGAGUGACCCUGAGAAGCUGAGCAGCACUGACAAUGAAGAUGAGGAAGUGGUGGCAGACAUUCCAUGCAUUGUGAAGAGAAGUCCAGUACAGCGACAGAGAUCUCUCUCCCAUGAAUCAGCUGCCUCCUCUCUGUCCUCAAAAACCUCAACAGUGAAUGGAGACCCCCCCAUCCUGGAACAGCCCGGCCCCCCUCCACCCCCUCCAGACAGCAGCACCAUGAACAUGCACGGGCACUGCCCUACCCAGGACCACAGGGGGUCUGAAGAGGAUAAUAGCGCCUCCUGUGGCAUGCACAAGAGUGGCAUCCCAGGCACGUCAAAGCCCCCUUCCUCCAGCUCCUCCUUUUCCAGCCGGAACUCUGAAGCAUCGGGUGCAGGUAAACCCUGCUCUUGGGCUCGCGGUCGCCAGCAGCCACCAGCGGUGUUCCUGCCCAAGGCUGUGUAUGACAUGGUGGUCUCAGCUGAUGCAGGUGGCCUGCCCAGGUAUGCCCACCUCCUGCCGCAUGCGGGUGUGGAGUGGGUCGGCCCCUUCCGCCCACAGCUCAGAAGGGUCAUGACUGCCACGGAGCAGUCCCUCUAUUACCGCCAGUGGACCGUGCCCCGCCCUCAGCACAUGGACAGCUCCAACCAGGCUGUUGGCCACUCCGAUGGAUUCCACCCUCGCAGGCUUUUGCUCAGCGGACCCCCGCAGGUUGGGAAGACAGGGGCUUACUUACAGUUUCUGGGAAUUUUAUCAAGGAUGCUUAUUCGAUUAAUGGAAGUUGAUGUCUAUGAUGAAGAAGAGAUCAACUUAAGUGUACAGCUGGGCUUGGCUCAGUAUCAUCAGAUGGAUGCAGCUUGGCCGAACAUAGAGGUGUUCAGAACCAUGCAUUUCGACUACACUGUCCAUGACCCCAAACAUGAACACAUAAGCCCUGUGCAUUCACCAAACUUCACUCCCACUGGGAAAGGAAACCCCAGACAGAAAGAUGAGGUAUACCUACGCAGACACACCACCAGGAUAAAGCUGUCCAAAUAUGCCGCCUACAAUACUUACCAUCACUGUGAACAGUGCCACCAGUACAUGGGCUCCAGCCCAAGAUACCAGUUGUACGAGUCUACACUCCAUACCUUCACCUUCUCCCACCUGCUACUGGGAGAAGAAAUCCAGCUGUACUUUAUCAUCCCCAAGUCCAAGGAGCACCACUUUUCCUUCAGCCAACCCGGAGGACAACUGGAGAGUAUGAGACUGCCUCUGUGGUCUGACCAGGAUCCAAACUGCAUCAAAAGCCCCAUCUUCACCCCGACGACAGGAAGGCAUGAGCAUGGCCUCUUCAAUCUGUACCACGCCAUGGAUGGCGCCACACACCUUCACAUCCUGGUCAUCAAGGAGUACGAGAUGGCUGUAUACAAGAAAUACUGGCCCAACCACAUAAUGCUGGUUUUGCCCACUGUUUUCAAUGGAGCCGGCAUUGGUGCGGCACACUUCUUGAUCAAAGAGCUCUCCUAUCACAACCUAGAGCUGGAGCGCAGCCGGCAGGUAGAACAAGGCAGCCAGUCACAGGACGUGUGGCCCUUUGUUGUCUUAGCCGAGGACUCCUGUGUCAUGUGGAAUGCCAUUGACUUGGACACUCGAAGUGGUGGUGCUGCAAUGGUGGAGAGGAACGUGUCUCUGAAGCAGGUGCUGCAGCACAUGGAGUCAUCCCCAGAUGUGACGCAGUAUGGGCUGUGUGGGCUCAGGAAGUGGUCCAGCCAGGGCUACGGGCCUGGUCGAAGCAUGGAAUCCUUCACACGCGGACACCUGCACGACUUCAUGCUGUUGAACGUAGACCUCACACAGGACGUACAGUACAACCAGAACAGGUUCACAUGUGAUGACGUGGAUUUCAACCUCCGUGUGCACAGUGCUGGGCUGCUAAUCUGCCGCUUCAACAGGUUCAGUGUCAUGAAGAAGCAAAUAAUCUCUGGGGGACAUCACUCUUUCAUCAUCAAAACCAAGGUGACAGAUGUGCCGACCACAGUCCCUGCCUCCCAGUAUGUCUGUGCCCCUGAUAGCAAGCACUCAUUCCUGGCUGCGCCAGCCCAAUUGCUGUUGGAGAGGUAUCUGCAGCACAGCAGCCAAACUCUGUUCCCCCUCGCGGCCCGAAAUUCCAGCCACCCCGUACUCUCUGUUGACUGUUACCUCAACCUGGGCCCACAGGUGGUGGUGUGCUAUGUCAGCUCCCGCCCUCACUCCAUCAACAUCAGCACCGCUGAGCUGCUCUUCAGUGGACUCCUGCUCUACUUCUGUGACACCUUCGUCACUGCCAGUUUCCUUAAGAAGUUCCACUUCCUCAAAGGUGCCACACUGUGCGUGAUCUGCCCAGAUCGCAGCACGCUGCGUCAGACUGUGGUGCGGCUGGAGCUGGAGGAUGAGUGGAGGCUACGCCUCCGAGAUGAGUUCCAGACUGCCAAUGCCAAGGAGGACCGCCCACUCUUCUUCCUCACAGGAAAACACAUUUGAACAAGUUUCCAGAUUCUAUUGGCAAACCAGAUGGCCAGCCCAUGCUUUCCUUCUAUCCUCCCUACCUUAUCACAACAGGAGUUUCCAGUUGGUAAAAGGAGUUUCCUGUACUACAGCACAAGGCAUCCAUUGCAACAGUAUUGUACUUGGUAUGCUUCUUCAUGCAUUUUCAUAUGAUGCAUCAAAUUUCUACGCUUUAGCUUUUAACUGUAGGGAGACAUAUCUUUCCCUGUUGAGCUGGUGAGUGUAUAGAAUGUGUUUUUACUUUCCACUUGUGUGGACCUGACUGUUGGAAAAUAUGUAUUCCCAAAAGAUACUCUAAAAUGGUGGAUACUCUAGAACUGAUUGGCAAUCCCCAUUGUGCCAUGUUAAUUAAAUGGAUGAUAAUGGAUAAUGAUUAAAAGUGCAACAGAAGAUCACUGCACUGUGGCAUGAAAAAUUGAAGAAACAUAAAUAACUUAUUUUAACUUUACUCUAAUGAACCUACUGACAUUGCACAAAUUACUUGAUCCAGCUCAUGCUGUGGGGCUACCAAAGUGUAAUCAAUAAUGCCUUGGUUAAGGUUUUUUACCACACAUACAACAAGCCAUUUUUUAUGUAGGUAGUACCUUUCAAAGUAAUUCAGUGCAUAAAGUUGUGUGCAUUUUUGGGAGUACUGUAUCUGACACCUGUAUAUAUGCAUAUCUUUAAAUCAGAAUUUUAUCAGGAUUCUUUUUUAUUUAACAGUGACUAUUAUAAAAAUGUUUUAUGUAUAUCUUUGAAUUAACAACACCAAAGAAAAACUUGUGUAUAAGUAGAUAUCUGAGUUUUAAAAAUGUAUUCUUUUGUACCAUGUAAAAAGGCAUAAUUGUGUGAAAUAUACUGUCUGGUUAUGUUUUUGUUCAUUCUUUUUAUAUUUACAGCCCUGUUAAUUAUAGGAAUGCAAGACCAAUUUUUUUAAUACAAUUUAAGAAUGAUGUUCUGUUUAUGUAAAGUAUAUGUAAAUAUAAAGUAUGUUUACAUGAA
This is a messenger RNA of Anguilla anguilla (European eel), 6659 nucleotides long. RefSeq names its product growth regulating estrogen receptor binding 1 (gene greb1). NCBI's taxonomy places the organism in Eukaryota, Metazoa, Chordata, Actinopteri, Anguilliformes, Anguillidae. The transcript is spliced from 32 exons. The record is from RefSeq and is a predicted model, not a curated record. Gene Ontology annotation, biological process: multicellular organism development. Bases 120 to 5654 code for a protein of 1844 amino acids.